Glycine soja is the source of this 903-nucleotide messenger RNA. Its product is annotated as universal stress protein PHOS32-like. NCBI's taxonomy places the organism in Eukaryota, Viridiplantae, Streptophyta, Magnoliopsida, Fabales, Fabaceae. The coding region runs from base 103 to 606 and encodes 167 amino acids. The record is from RefSeq and is a predicted model, not a curated record. The transcript has 4 exons.
UGGCCAGCUACAUUACUUUGUCCAAAACCACAACCUUUGUCAAUUUCUUUCUUGUUCGACUCUGCUUCUUUCUCCAACUUCACACACACACACAAAAAAAACAUGGCAAAGGAUAGAACAAUUGGUGUGGCUCUGGAUUUCUCCAAAAGCAGCAAGAAUGCUCUGAAAUGGGCACUUGAGAACUUAGCCGAUAAAGGUGACACCAUUUAUGUCAUUCACAUUAACUCCAACUCUCUAGACGAGUCCCGCAACAAGCUAUGGGCAGAAUCUGGUUCUCCUCUUAUUCCUUUGGUAGAGUUCAGAGAGCCUGAGAUUAUGAAAAAGUAUGAUGUUCAAAUUGAUAUUGAGGUUCUUGAUUUGCUUGACACUGCUUCAAGACAAAAAGAGAUCCACAUUGUUACAAAAAUAUACUGGGGGGAUGCAAGAGAGAAACUUUUGGAUGCUAUUGAAGAUUUGAAGCUGGAUUCGCUGGUUAUGGGAAGCAGGGGCCUCAGCACAAUCCAAAGGAUUAUAUUGGGAAGUGUAAGCAACUUUGUGAUGACCCAUGCCUCUUGCCCUGUGACUAUCGUCAAGGAAACUAGCAAGGAAACUAGCAGCAGCAAGUAAAGAUGAUCAAUUUGGGAGAGAACAUUUAAAUUUCAUAUAUUAUUUUUCUUGCAUUGUACCUGAUCUAGUUGGGCCAUAUUCCCUUUCCUAAGUAUUAUUUUGGUGUCUAAGAUAAAUUUAUGAUUUACUGUACUUUAUAGUUUUCACUCCUUUUUAUUGAGGCAAUAAUUUAAUUUGAGUGCCAUAUAUAAGGCCAUCAGGCCUCCAAAAUUUUAUUGUAGUCAAUGAAUUUCUGUGAUUUAUGUUAUGUUGACAAUUAACAUCUCAAAUUAGUCGUAAAAUCCCAAGUAAUUUCUA